Dermacentor silvarum is the source of this 1383-nucleotide messenger RNA. Its product is annotated as sulfotransferase 1E1. The record is from RefSeq and is a predicted model, not a curated record. The transcript has 2 exons. Gene Ontology annotation, cellular component: cytoplasm. Gene Ontology annotation, molecular function: sulfotransferase activity. NCBI's taxonomy places the organism in Eukaryota, Metazoa, Arthropoda, Arachnida, Ixodida, Ixodidae. Bases 239 to 1183 code for a protein of 314 amino acids. Gene Ontology annotation, biological process: sulfation.
CAACAUUCUCUCCAUUUCCUGAAGUCGUUCUUGCACGAAGCCUUCAGACAAACUCUUUCAGAGUCUACGCAAGAAAACACGGAAAUAAUCUGUCAUUUUCUACAAACAAAAAAGCGUGUAACCUCAGUGGACUUGGCCAUUGCAAGCGCCGGCGAGAAACGUGUGGAUAUUGCAAGAGCUUCGGCGCCGACAUCUCUUUGGAAACGGUCCGCUAAGGUACAACACUCUAAGAGAAACCAUGGAUCUGGAUUGCUACAAGUACAUCGAUGGCCUAUGGAUGCACGGGAUGUUUGAUGACGACAUCGUGCGCUCAGUACUGUCAUACAAGCCAAGGCCAGACGAUGUCUUCAUUGCUACGUACCCAAAGUGCGGAACAACGUGGACGCAGUAUCUCAUUCUGAGCAUCAUCAGCAGGGCCCAGCCCCCGAAAACACUCGCCGACUUCAUGCUGGCUUCGCCCUUCCUUGAACUCAUGGGUGUUGAAGCAGCCGACAAAAUGCCACGGCCAGGUCUCUUGAAGAUGCACCUGCCCUUUGACAAGGCGCCAUACUCAACUGACGCCAAGUACGUUUACGUGGCGAGAAAUCCUUACGAUGUGUGUGUCUCUUUUUACUACCACACGAAGGGAUUCACCCCAAAGCGCGUGAAGGACGCCUCCUUCGAGGCGUUUCACGAAAUGUUCAUCACUGGCAAGCUAAGCUACGGUGACUUCUUCGACCACCUGCUUUCUUGGUACGAAAAACGCAACAACCCAAACAUACUGUUCUUCACUUAUGAGGAGAUGAAAAAAGACACUCGCUUCUGGGCGCUGAAGAUAGCUGACUUUCUCGGAGAGCAGUACGGCAACGAGCUUCUCAGUAAUCCGACGUUGCUGAGAAAAGUGUUGGACGCAGCAAGCUUUGAAAGCAUGAAAGGUGUCUUCACUGACAAGAUCGGUACUUCGAUAAUUGUACUGCUGGAUCUGCCACCAGAGAAGGCUUUAAAGACCGUCGAAGUGUACCGGUCGUCGUGGUCCGAGACGGAGGAGAUGUACGAGGACGAAGGAUUCGUGCGCAAAGGUGUUGUCGGCGAUUGGAAAGCACACUUCACUCCAGAACUUAUCUCUAAAACAAAGGCGUGGAUUGCGCAAAAGACUCACGGAUCGGACGUGAUGCAGUUGUGGGAUGAUAUUGACAUGCCUUGAGUUAUGUGAUUAGGCUGUGGGUAAAAAAAAAGAGAAAAAAGGACGCCUUAAACAAUGAAAAAAGUUGAAAUGGUGCAGGCUACUUAGUGUUAAGCCGAACACAUGCUUAAUAAGUUCUUUUACAGGCUUAUUUUGUUUGUUUUCGAACUGUAUUUGCUGCACAGCUAGGAUAUAAAGCAAACGCAACUGCCAUUUUUUAA